AUGCGGUGUGGACGUGUUUUUCUAAAACAGAAAGCGGUUUUUGUAACGGGUGCGCGGACACCCUUUGCGAAGUCGUUUGGCUCUCUUAUGACGGUAGAUAACGUUCGGCUGGGCACUGCUGCUGUCAGUGGCCUCCUGAGGAAGAGCAACUUGGAUCCCAAGGAGGUGAACCACGUUAUUUGGGGCAAUGUUGUUUUACAGCUUGAUGCUCAUAAUUGCGCUAGAGAGAUUGUUAUAGAGCUGAACCUCCCCAAGAACAUCACGGCUCAUUUUACCAGCAUGGCCUGUGCGACAGGACUGAAUGCCAUGGCACAAGCGGUGAUGAUGAUCGAGAGUGGUCAUGCUGACGUUGUUAUCGCCGGAGGGAGCGAUAGCAUGAGUAAUGCCCGUCUGGUGGCACCAGCUACUCUUUCUUAUGGCUUGGCAAGGCUUACCAUGGGGAAAAAGAAAGGACUUGCAGCUCUCCCCGCUUUUUUCAAGGAAGCCGGUUACAACCCUCUGUCAUGGCUUCCACGACCCCUGGCAUUGGAGGAGCGAAGCACAGGUAGGACAAUGGGAUGGCAUGGGGAUUUAAUUGGGGAGCUCAACAACAUUUCGCGUGCGGAUCAAGAGGCUCUUGCAAUUGCAUCGCACAAAAAUGCAAGUGAGGCCGUAAUGAAAGGAUACAUGGAGGAAGAAGUCGUCCCAGUGACCGUGACAAGGAAUGGUGAAACUGUUGAGUUUGUAAAGGAUGAAUACAUUCAGAGCGACAUUGAAAAGAUGAAGGCAAAGCUACCAACCUUGAAACCAGCAUUUCGAAGACCGAAUGGUACCAUAACUCCUGCCACAUCGAGUGGGUUGACAGAUGGUGGCAGUGCCAUGUUGCUAAUGUCCGAAGAGAAGGCAAAACAGUUGGGAUAUCCCACAGAUAUCAGCGUAAAAAGCUGGCAUUUUUCUGCCAUUGAUCCGUAUCCACAGCUUUUACUUGCCCCUGUGCUUGGGUGGGGUCCAACAUUAAAACGCGCAGGUCUUACGGCGGAGGAUAUUGAUCUCUUUGAGAUUCAUGAGGCGUUUGCUGCGCAGGUGCUUGCAACUAUCAAGUGUCUACAAUCUCCGGAAUUUUUUGAAAGAUACACCGGUUCGAGGGAUGUUGUGCUGAGGGAAAAAUUUGAUUUUUCCAAACUGAAUGUUAAUGGAGGAGCUAUGGCGCUCGGUCAUCCUUUUGCAGCCACCGGUGGACGCCUUGUAACAUCAUUGGCAAAUGAGCUGCGCCGUUCAGGCAAACGUCAUGGUCUUAUUAGCAUAUGCGCUGCUGGGGGAUUGGGGGGCAUUGCCAUUUUGGAACACACACCCGGGGCAAACUAG
This is a messenger RNA of Trypanosoma cruzi, 1344 nucleotides long. Its product is annotated as thiolase protein-like protein, putative. The transcript has a single exon. Gene Ontology annotation, cellular component: cytosol. The record is from RefSeq and is a predicted model, not a curated record. NCBI's taxonomy places the organism in Eukaryota, Euglenozoa, Kinetoplastea, Trypanosomatida, Trypanosomatidae. Gene Ontology annotation, molecular function: acyltransferase activity, transferring groups other than amino-acyl groups. The coding region runs from base 1 to 1344 and encodes 447 amino acids.